Messenger RNA from Panicum virgatum (switchgrass), 1640 nucleotides. Its product is annotated as protein WHAT'S THIS FACTOR 9, mitochondrial-like. Bases 117 to 1310 code for a protein of 397 amino acids. NCBI's taxonomy places the organism in Eukaryota, Viridiplantae, Streptophyta, Magnoliopsida, Poales, Poaceae. Gene Ontology annotation, molecular function: RNA binding. The transcript has a single exon. The record is from RefSeq and is a predicted model, not a curated record.
CUCCAGGCGGACCUCCUCUUACGGCCGCGGCCCAUCUCUUCAUUUCGUUAGGCGGCCCAAUUAAACGAGCACUUGGGCGGCGAGAGAAUCAGCGAGGCAAAACCACCAUCACCACAAUGGCGUGGCGCUGCCUGCGGCUGCGGGCGGCGACGGGGAGCAGGGGGUGGUGGUGGGACGCGUCGCCGUGGGGGACGCCGCUGUUCGCGGCGGAGCAGCGCGCGACGCUGGUGAACGUGAAGCUGAAGUGGGUCAAGGACCGGGCGCUCGACGCCGCGGUGUCGCGGGAGCGCAACCUCCGCACUGCCCACCACCUGCUCGACCUCGUGUUCAGCCGGCCCGGCCACCGCGUCUCGCGCUCGGACCUCCUCGCCGAGAGGUCCGUUCAGAGGCUCUGUGGCUCCGCGUGCUCCGCGCUCGAGUUCCUCGGCAGGUACCACACCCUGUUCGCGCUGUCGCGCGGCGGCGUGUCGCUGACGCGCGCGGCGCUCGACCUGCGGCGGCGAGAGGUGGACUGCCUCCGCGCCAUCGAGCACGACCUCGUCGCCCGCCUCCGGCGCCUCCUCAUGCUCACCCUUCCCCGCUCGCUCCCGCUCCACACCAUCGACCUCCUCCGCUGGGACCUCGGCCUGCCCAGCGAUUACCGGGCCUCCAUCCUCCGCCGCUGCCCCGAGCACUUCGCCCUUGAGCAGCUGGAGGGCGACGAGCGCGUCUGGCUACGCCUCCUCUCCUGGGACGAUCUUCUCGCCGUCUCCGAGCUGGAGAAGAGUGCUGACGGCGGCGACACCACGUGCCUCCCCUUCCCGGUGAGCUUCACAAGGGGGUUUGGCCUGAGAAGCAAGUGCUUGGAGUGGCUGCGGGAGUGGCAGGCGCUGCCGUACACCAGCCCGUAUGCCAAUGCGUCGGGCCUCGAUCGCCGCACAGACGUGUCCGAGAAGAGGAAUGUGGGAGUGUUCCAUGAGCUGCUGCACCUCACUGUGGCGAAGAGGACAGAGCGCCAGAAUGUGAGCAACAUGAGGAAGCUGCUCGGCAUGCCGCAGAAGUUCACUAAGGUGUUUGAGCGCCACCCUGGCAUUUUUUACCUCUCCAGGGUGCUUGGGACACAGACGGUUGUUCUCAGGGAAGCUUACGGUGGUGGAGGCCAGCUGCUUGAGAAGCACGCGCAUCCGCUUGUUGCUAUCAGGGAAGAGUACUCCAUCUUAUUGAGGGCAGCGUUGCCGCCAAGGACGAGGAGAAGAAAAAGACAUGAAACUUUUGGCAAGCAGGAUGAGGGAUGUGUGGUGGGAGGUGAUGAAUUUGAACUUUCUGAGUGAAUGUGCUGUGACUGCACUCGAUCUCGAGUGCAUUUAGAUGAAGAAGAGAGUGAAACAACAGAUGAUUCAGCAGGUAUAUGCCCUGAUUGCAUCAACCUGGACUUGCAAUAUCAUACUGUUUGCACCUGUUCGCCCUUAUGAGUUCUCACAGCAAAACAAAAAUGUGAUGUAUUUAUCCUCUAGAAUGCUAGCUUGUUUAUCAUUUCUGCCUUUUGUAGAAUUGCAGUUUGACUUAGCUUAGUUGUUGUACAACUGCACUCCAUUGUUGUUAUGGACUAAGAAAAUUAGAAUUGUGAUUCAUUUGAUUCAAUAUAGCUUGUUCAACUGACA